CCUCCGCACCUCUUUUCUCUCAAGUUUCAGAAAUUUCCAAAGACGUUUGUAUGUCGUCACCUGAGAGGAGAGGAAGUUGAGGUUUUUGGGGUCUCUUCUUUAGUACCUGCAACGAGAGGAAACGGUUACCUUGGGAGGGGGUUUGUGGUCACCCUCCUAUUUGGAAAAACAAAUUCUGAGAAGUACCUUGAACAGUGUGAACAUUCAUUCCUCCCUCCUACGUCUGCCGGAAUUCCUAAGUGCUUAGAAGAAAUGAAACGGGAAGCCAGAACGAUUAAGAUCGACAGAAGAUUAACGGGUGCCAACAUCAUCGACGAACCUCUUCAGCAAGUCAUCCAGUUUUCCCUGCGGGAUUACGUCCAGUAUUGGUAUUAUUCACUGAGUGACGAUGAGUCCUUUCUUCUUGAAAUUAGGCAGACGCUUCAAAACGCACUCAUCCAGUUUUCUACUCGGUCCAAAGAAAUAGACUGGCAGCCUUAUUUCACCACACGUCUUGUAGAUGAUUUUGGCACCCAUCUCAGAGUAUUCAGAAAAGCUCAACAAAGGAUAACAGAAAAAGAUGAUCAAAUGAAGGAUAGAGCGGAAAAUCUUGUAGAUACUUUCUUUGAAGUUGAAGUUGAAAUGGAGAAGGAAGUUUGCCGGGAUCUAGUCUGCACUUCUCCCAAAGAUGAAGAAGGAUUCCUAAGGGAUCUGUGUGAGGUUUUACUGUAUUUAUUGCUACCUCCUGGAGACUUCCAGAACAAGAUCAUGCGAUACUUUGUCAGGGAAAUUCUUGCCCGAGGAAUUCUUCUUCCAUUAAUAAACCAACUCAGUGAUCCUGAUUAUAUUAAUCAGUAUGUCAUAUGGAUGAUUCGUGAUUCCAAUUGCAACUAUGAGGCCUUCAUGAACAUUAUUAAAUUAAGCGACAAUAUAGGAGAGUUAGAAGCAGUAAGGGAUAAGGCAGCAGAAGAAUUGCAAUAUCUUCGGUCCCUAGAUACAGCAGGCGAUGAUAUCAACACUAUAAAAAAUCAAAUAAAUAGCUUAUUAUUUGUAAAGAAAGUAUGUGACUCGAGAAUACAGAGGUUGCAGUCAGGAAAAGAAAUAGAUACUGUGAAACUGGCAGCAAACUUUGGAAAACUUUGCACAGUCCCUCUGGACAGCAUUCUUGUAGACAAUGUUGCACUACAGUUUUUUAUGGAUUAUAUGCAGCAGACUGGUGGCCAAGCCCAUCUCUUCUUCUGGAUGACAGUGGAAGGCUACCGGGUUACAGCCCAGCAACAGUUGGAGGUGUUGUUAAGCCGUCAGAAGGACGGAAGACAUCAGACUAAUCAGACCAAAGGCCUACUAAGGGCAGCUGCUGUGGGAAUUUAUGAGCAGUAUUUAUCAGAAAAGGCAUCUCCAAGAGUUAAUAUCGAUGACUACUUAGUAGCAAAAUUAGCUGAUACUUUGAACCAUGAAGAUCCAACACCUGAAAUUUUUGAUGACAUUCAAAGAAAGGUAUACGAGCUGAUGCUGCGGGAUGAAAGAUUCUACCCUUCGUUCAAACAGAAUGUUCUUUACGUGCGUAUGUUAGCGGAACUGGAUAUGUUGAAAGAUCCUAGUUUUAGAGGCUCAGAUGAUGGUGAUGGAGAGUCUUUUAAUGGAUCCCCUACAGGGAGCAUAAAUUUGUCUUUAGAUGACCUUUCAAAUGUGUCUUCUGAUGAUUCAGUGCAACUCCAUGCCUACAUUUCAGACACGGUCUAUGCUGAUUAUGACCCAUAUGCUGUGGCAGGAGUGUGUAACGACCACGGCAAGACAUACGCCCUGUACGCCAUCACCGUUCAUCGACGCAAUCCAAGCAGUGACGAGAUAUGGAAGACCUAUCGACGCUACAGUGACUUCCACGACUUUCACAUGAGGAUCACCGAACAGUUUGAAAACCUAUCAAGUAUAUUGAAGCUGCCUGGUAAAAAGACUUUUAAUAAUAUGGACAGAGAUUUUUUAGAAAAGAGGAAAAAGGAUCUAAAUGCAUACUUACAGUUACUGUUAACGCCUGAAAUGAUGAAAGCUUCCCCAGCAUUGGCGCACUGUGUGAAUGACUUCCUGGAGAACAAAGCCUACAGUAAAGGAAAAGGGGAUUUUGCACGUAAGAUGGAUACUUUUGUAAACCCACUCCGCAACUCUAUGAGAAAUGUUUCAAAUGCAGUUAAAUCCCUUCCUGAUAGCUUGGCAGAGGGAAUGACGAAAAUGUCAGACAACAUGGGCAAAAUGUCAGAAAGAUUAGGACAAGACAUAAAGCAAUCAUUUUUCAAGGUGCCUCCUUUAAUUCAGAAGACUGAUUCUGAUCCUGAGCACUGCCGAGUCGCUGCCCAGCUUGAUGACAACGUGGAUGAUAAUAUUCCUCUUAGAGUAAUGCUACUUCUCAUGGAUGAAGUCUUUGAUUUAAAGGAGAGAAAUCAGUGGUUGCGAAGAAACAUUAAAAAUUUACUUCAACAGCUUAUUAGAGCAACAUAUGGGGACACGAUUAAUAGGAAAAUAGUCGACCACGUUGAUUGGAUGACCUCCCCCGAGCAAGUAGCAGACUCGGUGAAACGUUUCAGAGAUGCAUUUUGGCCAAAUGGCAUUUUAGCUGAGACAGUUCCAUGCAGGGACAAAGCUAUCAGAAUGAGAACAAGAGUUGCGGGGAAAACUAAAUUGCUUGAGAUAAUGCCAGAUGAGCUGAAGCACAUUAUAGGUGCUGAGACAACACGCAAAGGCAUCCUUCGGGUCUUCGAAAUGUUUCAGCACAACCAGUUAAAUAAGAGGAUGGUGUAUGUCUUUUUGGAGGGCUUUCUGGAGACCUUAUUUCCACAGUAUAAAUUCCACGAGCUCUUCAACAAACUCCAUUCUCGGUCAGAACAGAUGCAGAAAUACAGACAGAGACUUCAGUCUACUCAAGCGCCUUCUUUCCAGAAAAGGUGACACUCCAAACUCUGAAGCUGGUGUCCGUCGAUCCGGGUCGAAUGGCUUGGACAGACCUUCUGGGACUUACUCCCCCCCCUCAAGCUGUUAUUUCUGCACCAGUCUUUUAGGAUCAUGUAUUAGAUUAUUAAUGCAUCCAUGAGACCUGUGGUUCUUCUCAUCCUCACCUCUAAAACUACUACCAGGAAGGGGGUUUGUGUGUCUUAGAUGAUGUGGUGUGUCUCCUCGCAACACUGAGAAGGGAUGCUGGCCCACCCGGCGAGAAUGACGUCAGGCCCGUCCACUUCUGACCGAAGCGGCCUUUGCCAGCAACGACAGAGGGCCAGAAUGGACCGAACGAGAGCUAAGCAAAGCACAAAUAGAGGGGGGGCGGCGGAUGGAGGAAUGCGUUUGGCAACGGGAGAUUGUGCAAUGUAUGAUUUGGGUGUGAUUUGUUUUGCAUUAUGACCUUGUGGGUCUAGAUCAACAUUCCUGAACAGGGUGGGAUCGCCGGAGAUCUUCGGAGCAGUCAGCUCUAAAAAUGAUGAUAAUAAUAAUGAUGAUAAUAAUAAUGUUACAGAAAGUCCGCAAAGUCCACGGAUUGGAAGACUGAGAAAUGUGACAUUGAAACCUGAAUUAACUUCACUUUGGUGACCUAAAAAAUAAAGCUGAGUAACAUUUAGGUUUGGGUCGAAUGGUUAUUCAGUGAGUAAGGCAAUAGAGUAAAUCAAAAUUGGCCUUUUUUUUUUUCUUUUUUUGCGAGGGGGGGCGGAUUUGGAGGGCUAAAAAGAGCUCUAAUCUGCUCUUGGGCUCCACAUAUCACACACCGUUCUCUACAUUACAAAAAAUAAAAUAGAGUAACACCACAAAGGGCUCUUAUUUAAAUUUCACAAUCGAUACAGUUCCCAUUCAAACAUUUGAUACAUCUUCAAUAAGUUGGUAAUCGUAGAAAGUGGGGUGUGCUUUGAGAGAGUGUAGUUGGUUGAAGACGUGUCUCACGUUCUUCCCCUUGAAAGUGAAAAAUAAUAAGCCCUACUGUACUUCCUUAGAAGUUGCCCCGCUAAUUUCAAAUUGGGGUUCGUUCUCUCUUACCAUUGAGAAGUUGCUAAAAUUGCUACUCACCAACUCAAAUCCCGUAAACUUGGUUAGUCGUAUGCAAAUAUAGAAAUUCCUAAAUCUACCGCAGUGUACAUAGAUGAAAAUAAAGAAUGGAAACAGUUACAGUAUUUUUUUAAAUAAGUUUUUUAUUUUUCGCCUAAUGUAAAAUUUUCCUAAAUAAAAAUUCUACAAAAAUUCCUUAGCAUAGCUACUUGAUUCCCUGAAAGAAUUCUAUGCCCCAAAGAGAAAAAUCUUAUGCUUUUACUAUUUUUUGGGUAUCCAGAUAUCUUGAACUUCUCUCUUGCUCCACUCUCUCCAUUUUUGUAAACCUUAAUCAUGGGCAGUAAGCGGUGCCCUGCACAAUAUUUAACGUUCCCUUUGCCUGUGGGUUGAGGGGUGUUUUUUUUUCUUCUUUUCUUUAGGAAAAAAAAAUUAACACUAAAAACCUGGUUGAAGCUAUUUAUCAGGUCACUGAGCCACGAUCCUGGUGUUUAAAUUAACAUCCAGGUAAGAGCAAUAUGUACCCCAAUGCCCGAGAUAAAAGGGAAAGGUAGCACGCGACCAGUUAUUUGAGAGCUUUAAGGGGAAAGCGAGCAAGCACCCCGAUUUAUAUUUCAUCUGUUCCUCUUUUGGACUCUAUAUGCCCAGCGAUGCCUUUCAAAGUAAGGAAGCCUUUAAACUUCAUAAUUUGAAUCCCGUCCGUUAUCGUGGAUCACGUUCGCGUACCUAAAGCUAGCAGGCCCUUGGCCUGUGUGGAAUGUCUUCAGAAUUUCAUAACCGAGAAGGCUUUCAUUAAAGAUAAACAAAGAGGGAAAGGUGAGGAUCCUUUCCGCCUUAGCGGGUUAUUCUCCCCAGGCUUUCAAAUAGGUUGGAGGUGUUAAGGAAAUACCGUUUUCCUCAGAUAUGGGUGUAAAGGUGAACAGCAUAACGAUCAAUGAAAGGACACACAAAUGAUCAAAGUAGGUAUUGAGGUCAGUGAUGAAUCCAGAACAGGAGGAGGAAAAAAAAGGGUGCAAAAGUGGAAAAGGUCAGGAUAAAAUCCAAAAAUGUAACUAUUGUACAAUCAUACCAAAACCUAUUCUGAAUAAAGCAAUGUUUCUGUUUGUUUCGUUGUUGUUGAAGAGUUUAUACAUAACACUUUGAACUGGAAAUGUGAAGUCCUUGUUUGUAUAAAUAGUGGUGUGUCUGACCCGGGGCACCUAUGAACACCAAGAAAGAACCAUUGUCGUGCUAAAAGUUGUAGAGACUUUUGAUACUGCCGUGUGGGAAAUCUUUAGGCCCAUGAAUCAAGUACAAUGGACCAUAUUUAAGUUAUUACAGUUAAUGCAUUAUAUAUAAAUGUAUAUAUAUGCAUAUAUAUAUAUGCACAUGAAGAGGCUUUGUGUCUUCUGGUAUUUAAUUUCCAAAUGUGAUUUUUCAGGUCAGUGGUGCCUAGACAAGACUUAGCAAAAAUGAAUCACUUUUUUUUUUUUUAACUUGGGUAUGCGUUGACCACUUAAAACAGAUAAAUCCAUCCUGAUAUCCUAGGUGUUCUAACAAAAAUCCUUUCCAAAUCUCCACGUUGACUGUAGAAUUAAAAUACAGCACUUAACGUGGGUGGCCCUAACUCCUAACAUUUGAGUGUUCUGAAUUAUUGCUGAACAAUUUGUGCCAUUGACCAACAAAUGCACUUGAUUGGCCUUAAUUUUUUUUUAAGAACAUUAAACAGUUUCUCAGAUAGUUCAGUUGGCUCCUUCUUAAGCUUGUGCUGCUGGUGUUUGCUAGAACUAAACAGUUAAUUUUAAGUGCUGUCAGAACGUGUGCCGAAUUUUAAAAGCAUUUAAAACUAUAUAAAUUCCACAAUCUAAAAAUUUAAUUUUGUGCAAUAUUUUCAUUGAACGCAUGUGUAUUUGAAUAAUUGUAAAAUAAAUGAAUUUUUAAUGUUUUGAGAGAUACGUUAAACUGUCUUCUUAACCCAACAACUUACAUUUCGUUGUUGCUGCAUCGGUUUAUUUAAGGACUUGUUUUAAAAGUCUCGUUUGUCUCUCCUUGUAAAAUUUUCUUCUUUUUUGGUGAAUUUUGCUCCUGGGAGCUUGGCUCCCGUAUCACAAGGGAAAACAAUCGAAAGAGCGCAUCUUACGGAUGUAACUGUUAAAGAUGACUCGUCCAUAUCAUUGUACAGUGAGUGUCAACUGUGUGCCUAAUUAUUCUAUAAGUACGUUUCUCUCCCUUUAAAAAGAACAAACAUCAAUCUGUCGGUCAUUUUUAUUGAACUGAGAAAGAUGAACAUUUUUAUUUAAAGUUUGCAUUAUGUUCUGACCACUAGAAAAGCUGAAAAUAUUACACUAAUAAAGUAUUAAUAAACAUUUUUGUUGA
Messenger RNA from Ornithorhynchus anatinus (platypus), 6351 nucleotides. It is a transcript of the gene SNX13, whose product is annotated as sorting nexin 13. The coding region runs from base 253 to 2919 and encodes 888 amino acids. Gene Ontology annotation, biological process: positive regulation of GTPase activity. Gene Ontology annotation, cellular component: early endosome. The record is from RefSeq and is a predicted model, not a curated record. Gene Ontology annotation, molecular function: phosphatidylinositol binding. Lineage: Eukaryota; Metazoa; Chordata; Mammalia; Monotremata; Ornithorhynchidae. The transcript is spliced from 25 exons.